AAUCAAUCUGAAAAUCAGACAAGCAGGUGGAGAUGAAUUACGAAUUUAGGCGAGAAAGUGGUUUUAUCAACAGCCAGCCUUCGCUCGCAGAGUGCCUGACAUCUGUAGCCAACCCCGUCGGUGAUGCUUUUCAAAAUGCAUCAAUCAAGAGGUCGGCGCUUUCACAGUCGACACUGAUGGAGCAGACCAUCCCUGGCCUGAUCGCCGGCAUCCACCCACGCCACGGCCGCUUAAAGGAUCCGCUGCAAGCUGCCAGCCUGCCCCCGGAGUACCCGUGGAUGAAGGAGAAAAAAAGCAUCAAGAGAAUUCCGACUGCUGCUGCUGCUGGGACCACGGCGGGCUCCUCGCCACUUUGUUUAGGUUCACCGGAGAUGCCGGAGGUUUUGUUUGGCAGUGGAGGAGCGUCCCGGAGGUUGAGGACCGCGUACACCAACACCCAACUUCUGGAGCUGGAGAAGGAGUUUCAUUUUAACAAAUACCUGUGCAGGCCGAGGCGAGUGGAAAUAGCUUCUCUGCUGGAUCUAACGGAGAAACAGGUGAAAGUGUGGUUCCAGAACAGGAGGAUGAAGCACAAGAGGCAGAAUCACUGCAAGGAGAACCGGGACAGUGAGGGGAAAUACACGUGUCUGGACGACGGGCCGGAGGACGAGUUUGGACAGGCAGUGGAUAGCGGCGCAGAUGGUACCGUCCUGGAGAGGGAGAGCUAUUUCCACCAAAAUACCUUAGCUUCACAACAGUGUCAAAACGGCCACAAUGGGGACAACCAAAGCCCGGAGGUUACGCCUUUGAACAGCAAUGAGAAAAAUCUGAAACAUUUCGCUAACCCUGCACCCACUGUUCCCAUCUGCAUGGUAACAAUGGGCUUGGACAAAGAUCAUUCCUCGGGUCUGGACGUUUCUUUGACGGAUUUCCACGUUUUCUCAUCCCCUGCUUCUUUCUCGCCGAGUUUGUCGGAUUCGGCACAAAGUCCCUUGUCUUUAUCAUCCGAAACAUUUAACCUUUUCUCAGAAACACUCACAACAAUCGACCUGCAAAACUUGAGCUACUGAAAUAUUCCAACAGGUUUUAUUUGAAUUAAGCCUAGUGUGCAGUUUAAAAAAAAGUUUUAGCGGUAAUAUAUCUCAUAAAUAAGGUAAGUUAAAACAAAAGCAAUACAGCUAUUACUAUAUAUGGGGAGUCUAUUCCAUUAUGCU
Molecule: messenger RNA, 1193 nt
Organism: Pungitius pungitius (ninespine stickleback)
Lineage: Eukaryota; Metazoa; Chordata; Actinopteri; Perciformes; Gasterosteidae
Gene: hoxa2b
Product: homeobox A2b
Exons: 2
Coding region: 33-1049 (338 amino acids)
Biological process (GO): regulation of transcription by RNA polymerase II
Cellular component (GO): nucleus
Molecular function (GO): RNA polymerase II cis-regulatory region sequence-specific DNA binding; DNA-binding transcription factor activity, RNA polymerase II-specific
Source: RefSeq, a predicted model, not a curated record